Molecule: messenger RNA, 2203 nt
Organism: Scaptodrosophila lebanonensis
Lineage: Eukaryota; Metazoa; Arthropoda; Insecta; Diptera; Drosophilidae
Gene: Gdh
Product: glutamate dehydrogenase, mitochondrial
Exons: 6
Coding region: 140-1825 (561 amino acids)
Biological process (GO): L-glutamate catabolic process
Cellular component (GO): mitochondrion
Molecular function (GO): L-glutamate dehydrogenase (NAD+) activity
Source: RefSeq, a predicted model, not a curated record
GUGCCGAAUAGCCAGCGGUUGAGCCAAAGAAAGCAAGUACAGGAAGUUGCGCCAACCAAAAGUCUAAUUAGCAAAACUUGGCGUUAGACUAUUCAAAGUUGUGUGUGUGUGGCGUUUUGUGUGUAGAACCGAUGUUAAUAUGUAUCACCUGAAGAGUUUGGCUCGCCAGGGCGCUAUUCGCCAACAAGAAUUGACCACUUUGGUCAAGGCUCUCCCCACCGCUGUGCUCCAGACGCGUGGCUAUACUGCCGAGCAUCAGAUACCCGAUCGCCUUAAGGAUGUGCCCACUGCCAAGGAUCCACGCUUCUUCGACAUGGUCGAAUAUUUCUUCCAUCGUGGUUGUCAGAUAUCUGAGGGUUCCCUCAUCGAUGACAUGAAGGGCAAGCUUUCUCUGGACGAGAAGAAGAAGAAGGUUAAGGGUAUUCUUAUGCUUAUGCAACCCUGUGACCAUAUUAUUGAGAUUGCCUUCCCCCUGCGAAGGGACUCGGGCAACUACGAAAUGAUAACUGGCUAUCGGGCGCAGCAUAGCACACAUAGAGUGCCAACGAAAGGAGGUAUUCGUUUCUCAUUGGAUGUGUCACGCGACGAAGUCAAAGCCCUUUCCGCGCUGAUGACCUUCAAGUGCGCCUGCGUCGAUGUGCCAUUCGGUGGUGCCAAGGCCGGCCUGAAGAUUAACCCCAAGGAGUAUUCCGAGCACGAGCUCGAGAAGAUUACACGCCGCUUCACACUUGAGUUGGCCAAGAAGGGAUUCAUUGGACCCGGUGUCGAUGUGCCUGCCCCCGACAUGGGUACUGGCGAACGUGAGAUGUCCUGGAUUGCUGAUACCUAUGCCAAGACCAUUGGUCACUUGGACAUCAAUGCACACGCUUGUGUGACUGGCAAGCCCAUCAACCAGGGUGGCAUUCACGGUCGUGUCUCGGCCACCGGUCGCGGCGUAUUCCACGGUCUCGAGAAUUUCAUCAAUGAGGCCAGUUAUAUGAGCCAGAUUGGUACUACUCCCGGCUGGGGUGGUAAGACAUUCAUUGUCCAGGGCUUUGGUAAUGUGGGUCUGCACACCUGCCGCUAUCUGACUCGUGCGGGUGCUACCUGCAUUGGAAUUAUUGAGCACGAUGGCACCAUCUUCAACCCAGAGGGUAUUGAUCCCAAGCUGCUGGAAGACUACAAGAACGAGCACGGCACCAUUGUUGGCUAUCCACAUGCCAAGCCAUACGAGGGCGAGAAUCUGAUGUUCGAGGAGUGCGACAUUUUCAUUCCAGCGGCCGUCGAGAAGGUCAUCACCAGUGAGAAUGCGCACAAAAUUCAAGCAAAGAUCAUUGCCGAGGCCGCCAACGGACCCACAACACCAGCUGCCGAUAAGAUACUCAUUGAUCGCAAAAUUUUGGUCAUACCCGAUCUGUACAUCAACGCCGGCGGUGUCACCGUUUCCUUCUUUGAGUGGCUGAAGAACUUGAACCAUGUCUCGUAUGGUCGUCUGACCUUCAAGUACGAGCGCGAGUCCAACUACCAAUUGCUCGCCUCAGUCCAACAGUCAAUUGAAAGAGCUAUUCUGGACGAAUCCGUGCAAGAGUCCCUGGAACGUCGUUUCGGACGCGUCGGUGGCCGCAUUCCUGUCACACCAUCCGAAUCGUUCCAGAAACGCAUCUCCGGUGCAUCUGAGAAGGACAUUGUCCACUCCGGCCUGGACUACACCAUGGAGCGCUCGGCGCGCGCCAUCAUGAAGACGGCCUUGAAGUACGACCUGGGUCUGGACUUGAGAACCGCCGCCUAUGUGAACUCCAUCGAGAAGAUCUUCACCACAUACCGCGAUGCCGGCUUGGCUUUCUAAGCACUUCAUUGCAAAGCCGGAGAGCAAACUUAACUAGUUUUUAAAGAUAAUAGAGAACUCACCAGGAAUAUGCACCAAUCAGCGUUUUAGCAAAUGUCACAAAUGCAAGCUCUACAUGAAAAUAAUAACUAUUUAGGCCACAUACCGGCGAGAGAAUCAAAUGUGUCCUACCUAAUAUAUAUAGAUACCUACAUAUUUGGUGGGGAUCUUGUAAACCAAACGAAGCCAUUUUACCUUCGCCGUAUUAAAGCGUUUUAAGUUGAGCAAGUUGCGAGCUUUUAAUAUUAUACACCAGAUACGAUGAUAUAAUUUUUAAAAUAUUGUUGAUUUUCUGUAAUUUUUAAGAUUUAAACGCCCGUUAACGAGAGUAAAAGUUAA